Molecule: messenger RNA, 775 nt
Organism: Paramuricea clavata
Lineage: Eukaryota; Metazoa; Cnidaria; Anthozoa; Malacalcyonacea; Plexauridae
Source: the annotation of a GenBank genome assembly
AAAGGCUGUCUCGGCAAGCCUGGAGAACUCAGAAAGAAACGAAAUCGUGCAGGUGAGGCUGUGAAAGCCAGAAUUAGUCGUAUAGACCAAUUAUUGCUAGAACAAUGUACUGACAUAGUGAAAUUAACAGCCAGCAAGGAUGGCUUGAACAUGGAUAUGGAUAAUCUAAAACGCUUUUAUAACGAAAUAUCUGAUUUAUUAAUGCUUAAUUCGGAUAAUGAAUUUCCUAAUGAAGACCAUGAAUAUUUUGAUCGUAUUUGUGAUAAUUACUUGGACUGUUGUGCAGAUGUUAAGACAAAAAUUAAUGAUUUAACACAAGAAAGAUUUGAAAUGCUGACACAAAGAUCUCACAAAUCUAGUACAAAGAGCUCUAUCUCUAAAUUAUCCAAAGUCUCUUCAAUAUCAUCGAGACAAGCUGCAGCAAAUGCCGCAGGACUUAAGCAAAGGAUGACUAGCCUGAUAAGGCAGCAAGAAUUGGAGAGAAAGAAAGAAGAAUUACAACUUCUUCAAAGAGAGUUGGAACGACAAGGAGAGCAAGAAAGGCUACAAGGUGAGAUUAAUGCUGUUGUAGCAAUACAUGAUUCACUUGUAGAAGACACAAAGUUAUCUAGCAACAAUUAUCCUAGUAUACUCCCACCUAUCCACAAUCACCCAAGUAUAUCCCCACCUAUCCACGAUCACCCAAGUACACCCCCACCUAUCCACGAUCAUCCAAGUAUACCCCCACCUAUCCACGAUCACCCAAGUAUACCCCCACCCAACCACGAUCACCCAA